AUGGGUGACGAAUUUCAGACCAAGUCGCAGGGUUUCCUGGCUUGGUUCAAGUCCCUGCCGGUCGCCACCAAGGGCAUACCGACAGAGACAACGCUCUUCACAAUUCCCAGGAGAAGCAUCAUCAACGUCGAGACAUCUGAGCUCCCCAAGAAGAUUCCCCAAGUUUUCACGGGAAAUGAUGGCGACGACGAGGACAUGGAAAAUGAGCCCUUGGACUCUUGGGGCUCUCUCAUUCUAGUCAUGAUCUACGAGUUUCUUCAAGGCGCUGCCUCCCCUUGGAAGCCAUACUUCGAGGUCCUCCCUGAGAAGUUUGAUACUCCCAUGUUUUGGGAGUCAUCCGACCUCGAGCACUUGAAAGGAAGCGCAGUGUUGUCUAAAAUCGGCAAAGAUGAGGCCGACGAGAUGUUCCGCUCUCGCAUCCUCUCAGUCAUCGCGGCCAACCCAGCGGUUUUCUACCCUGAGGGCUCUUCACCACUUGGUGAGGUUGAGCUAUUGCAGCUGGCCCACCGCAUGGGUAGCAUAAUCAUGGCUUAUGCCUUCGAUCUGGACAAUGAGGAAGAGCCUGAGCAAGAGGAGGGCGACGAGUGGAUCGAGGAUCGUGACGGCAAGACCAUGUUGGGCAUGGUCCCCAUGGCCGAUAUUUUGAACGCCGAUGCCGAGUUCAACGCACACGUAAACCACGGAGAUGAUGAGCUGACGGUAACCGCACUCCGCCCCAUUCCUGCGGGAGAGGAGAUUCUCAACUACUACGGCCCCCACCCGAACUCCGAGUUGCUUCGCAGGUACGGCUACGUCACUCCCAAGCACUCAAGAUACGACGUGGUGGAGAUCCCUUGGGAUCUUGUGCAGACUAGCGUCUCAGAGCACUUGAAGAUUGGGGACGACGUCUGGAAGCAAGUGAAGUACCUUGACCCCGAAGAACUUGAGGACGUCUUUGUUCUCGAGCGGGAAUCUGGAGAGCCUGACUCCGAAGGCCAGUUCAGGACGGUCGCAGAGGUCCGUGAGAUCUCCGCUGAGCUCGAGGAGCAGCUCAAGGCCGUCUUGAAGGCUAUCAAGAAGAUUAACGGUGAUCUGAUCCCCGACAAGCGCAAGAGAGACGAGGUCUUCCACGCAGUAAUUGUCUCGACAUUGCAGAAGAUCUUGAGCCAGUAUCCCACAUCUACUCAAGAGGACGAGGCCCUGCUUGCUACUAGCGAUCUAACCACCAGACAGAGAAUGGCCAUUCACGUGCGUCUAGGUGAGAAGAAGUUGCUCAAGGAGGCUCUUGAGUUUGCUGGAUCCACUGCGCCUGCGGAAGGCGAGCAGGAGGAGCCUGAGAGGUCCUCCAAGAGGGCGAGAACGGCAUAG
This is a messenger RNA of Colletotrichum aenigma, 1347 nucleotides long. RefSeq names its product Ribosomal lysine N-methyltransferase 4 (gene RKM4). The record is from RefSeq and is a predicted model, not a curated record. Gene Ontology annotation, cellular component: nucleus. Gene Ontology annotation, biological process: peptidyl-lysine monomethylation. Gene Ontology annotation, molecular function: protein-lysine N-methyltransferase activity; protein binding. Bases 1 to 1347 code for a protein of 448 amino acids. NCBI's taxonomy places the organism in Eukaryota, Fungi, Ascomycota, Sordariomycetes, Glomerellales, Glomerellaceae. The transcript has 4 exons.